AUGGUGGAUCUUUGGACCUUCGCCGCCUCUCAGUUUGCCGCCAGCGCAGCAUCCACCCCCACGACCAGCCGCGCCCCCAGCACGGCCGGCCCGCACCGACCCGCGCCGCCCGGCGCGCCCCAGGCGCCGCGCGGCGGCCGCAGCGCGGGGGGCGGGCCGCCUGAGGCGGGGUUCGGCGCGGGCGGCGCCAGCUGGCGGUCCCCCCGCGCCUCGGGCGGCCGGGCGAUGUGUUCGGAGCCGGGCGCCAGCCGGGGCGCGAGCCCGGUGCAUGGCGGGCCGGGCGACUCGCCGCCGCCGCCCUGGGAGGACGCAACAGAACAGCAGCAGCAGCAGCAGCAGCAGCAGCAGCAGCAGCAGCAGGAGAACGACGCGGACAGGCCCCCGGCACGCGCCCCGCCAAGCCCUCCGCUCAGCGGCGCGGCGGCUACGCCCCCAGGCCCGUCGUCCCCGGGCCAAGCGGGCUCGUGGUCACUUCUGUCCACCCCUGAGCCGCCGAUGUUCGACGCCGCCCGGCUGGCGACCAUUUUCAGCAGCCAGGGCGAGGGCAACGGCGGCGGCAGCCCGGGGACAGAUCACAUGCCGUCGCCGUUCCUGCAUGUGGACACGGGAGAGUUGCUGUCAGAGGGCGCUGAGGAGGUCAGGGACGGAAAGCAGGGGGCGGGUCCGGCGUCGGCUGCGGGCGGCGGCGGCGGGCCUGCCAGCGACGACGAGGCGGGCAGCGGCCGCGACGGCGGCGGCAGGAGUCGGCCGGGCGGCAGCGUGGGAGGGGAGACGACUGAGUUGAGUGCAGAGGAGGCGCCGGGGGCGUCGACAGAGGAGGGCGGGGAUGAUGAAGAGGAGGGAGAUGAGGAUGAGGAGGGGGCGGGGCAGGAAGGCGAGGAGCCAGAGGCGGCGGGCGACGGGACCGGCGGGCGGGGGCGCCGCGCUGGGCGGCGGAGGCGCGAGCGGGAGCCGGGGGCGCGGCGCGGCGCGCUUGCUGGGAUGGUGUUGCAGGCGGCCACCCUGUCAGGCGCCCCCGUCCGCGCCAUGCAGCGGCGCCUGUCGGACCACCUGCGGCGCGUCUUCGAGCGCCGCAUGAGCGAGGGGCGCGGCGGCGCGCCCGGCGCAGGCCCGGGCGCGGAGGGGCUGCGGUCUGCCAGCCAGCACCUUCAGGCCCUCGGCCUUGGCGCGGCCGCCGCGGAGGCGCACGAGGGCAAGCCCGGCUUCUGCGCGCCGCCGACGCUCAUCCUCAGCCUGGCGCGCGCCCCGCCGCGCCGCGACAGCGCGACCGCGCGCGUGGCGUUCGAGGCGCGCUACUGGGUGGACAACCGCAGCGGACUGGACCUGGUGCUGAUGGAUAUUGACAAGAGCGUGCUGGGGCUGCCGCGGGCCAGCCUGCUAGUAUCCUCGGACGUGCACUCGCCGGGCCUGCCGCGAGACCGCGCCGCGCUCGAGUCCGACGCUCGCGCCGCCGCCGACGACGCGGCGCACGGCGCGGCGGCCGCGCCGGCGGCGGCCGCAGCGAGCGGCGCGGCGGGCGAUGGCGAUGGCGCGGCUGGGCGGGGCGAGGGCGAAGAUGCGUUACUGGCGCGGCUCCAAGAGGUCCGCCCCGCCCUGCUGAACGACCAGUCGUCCCUGCGCCUGCAAGUGGAGGAGGUGACGCUCAUAGGCGCCCCGCCGCGCGCCGCGGCCGCCCCCGCUCGGCGCGCGC
Messenger RNA from Monoraphidium neglectum, 1690 nucleotides. RefSeq lists its product as hypothetical. The annotation marks the transcript as partial. Lineage: Eukaryota; Viridiplantae; Chlorophyta; Chlorophyceae; Sphaeropleales; Selenastraceae. The record is from RefSeq and is a predicted model, not a curated record. The transcript is spliced from 5 exons.